Molecule: messenger RNA, 3590 nt
Organism: Pogoniulus pusillus (Red-fronted tinkerbird)
Lineage: Eukaryota; Metazoa; Chordata; Aves; Piciformes; Lybiidae
Gene: PRKAA2
Product: protein kinase AMP-activated catalytic subunit alpha 2
Exons: 9
Coding region: 82-1740 (552 amino acids)
Biological process (GO): protein phosphorylation; intracellular signal transduction
Cellular component (GO): cytoplasm
Molecular function (GO): AMP-activated protein kinase activity; ATP binding
Source: RefSeq, a predicted model, not a curated record
CGCCGAGCCGCGCACAGCCCAGCCGCGCACAGCCCAGCCGCGCCGGCCCUUUGCAUUGUGGUCCGGCGGCGGGGGGCGAACAUGGCCGAGAAGCAGAAGCACGACGGGCGGGUGAAGAUUGGGCACUACGUGCUGGGAGACACGCUGGGGGUCGGCACCUUCGGCAAAGUCAAGAUUGGUGAACACCAGCUGACAGGGCACAAAGUGGCAGUGAAGAUCCUCAACAGGCAGAAAAUCAGGAGCCUGGAUGUGGUGGGGAAGAUCAAACGGGAAAUCCAGAACCUGAAGCUCUUCCGGCACCCUCACAUCAUCAAACUGUACCAGGUCAUCAGCACUCCAACAGACUUCUUCAUGGUGAUGGAAUACGUCUCUGGCGGUGAACUGUUUGACUACAUCUGUAAGCACGGCCGCGUGGAGGAGGCAGAAGCUCGCCGCCUCUUCCAGCAGAUCCUCUCGGCGGUGGAUUACUGCCACAGGCACAUGGUGGUGCACAGGGACCUGAAGCCAGAGAACGUGCUGCUGGACGCGCACAUGAACGCCAAGAUCGCCGAUUUCGGGCUGUCCAACAUGAUGUCAGAUGGCGAAUUUCUGCGCACCAGCUGUGGCUCCCCAAAUUAUGCAGCCCCUGAAGUCAUCUCUGGAAGGCUCUAUGCUGGCCCAGAGGUGGACAUCUGGAGCUGUGGUGUCAUCCUCUAUGCCCUGCUGUGUGGCACUCUGCCUUUUGAUGACGAGCAUGUCCCCACCCUCUUCAAGAAGAUCCGAGGGGGUGUGUUUUACAUCCCUGAAUACCUCAACCGCUCCGUGGCCACUCUCCUCAUGCACAUGCUGCAGGUCGACCCCCUCAAGAGAGCAACUAUCAAGGACAUCAGGGAGCACGAGUGGUUUAAGGAGGAGCUGCCCAGCUACCUGUUCCCGGAGGACCCCUCCUACGACGCCACCGUCGUCGACGACGAUGCGGUGCGGGAGGUGUGCGAGAAGUUCGAGUGCAUGGAGUCGGAGGUGAUGAACAGCCUCUACAGCGGCGACCCUCAGGACCAGCUGGCCGUGGCUUACCACCUGGUCAUCGACAACCGCCGCAUCAUGAACCAAGCCAGUGAGUUCUACCUCGCCUCCAGCCCCCCCACCGGCUCCUUCAUGGACGACAGCGCCGUGCACAUCCCUCCCGGCGUCAAGCCGCACCCCGAGAGGAUGCCGCCCUUGAUAGCCGACAGCCCCAAAGCACGGUGCCCUCUGGAUGCCCUCAACACCACCAAGCCCAAACCCCUGACUGUCAAAAAGGCCAAGUGGCACCUGGGAAUCCGCAGCCAGAGCAAGCCCUAUGACAUUAUGGCCGAGGUGUACCGUGCCAUGAAGCAGCUGGACUUUGAGUGGAAGGUGGUGAACUCCUACCACCUCAGGGUGCGCCGCAAGAACCCAGUGACAGGCAAUUAUGUCAAGAUGAGCCUGCAGCUCUACCAGGUUGACAACCGCAGCUAUCUCCUGGACUUCAAGAGCAUCGAUGAUGAUGUGAUGGAGCAGAGGUCUGGCUCGUCCACCCCUCAGCGCUCCUGCUCCGCUGCUGGCUUGCACCGGCCAAGGCUGAGCAUCGAUGCUGCCGCAGCUGCCGAGUGCCAGUCCCUGAUGGGCUCUCUGAGCGGCUCCUUUGUCGGCAGCAUCCCCUCGGUGCCACCACGCCUUGGCAGCCACACCAUGGACUUCUUUGAGAUGUGUGCCAGCCUCAUCAUGGCCCUGGCUCGCUGACAGUCGGGGCCCGAGGCACUGGUCCCUCUGCACACGGUAUUGCACUGUGAGGACCUGGUCCUUGUUUCUUCUGCUUCGUUGUUCCUCCUCCACCCCUCACCACUCCACAGCCUGCAAAACAGAGCCAAUUCCUGGACCCAAAGCAUUCUCCUCUUUAAGAAGGCACUGAGGAAAGUAAGAACAAGUCCACCUCGCUGGUUAUACCGUGGUGAAGUGGAUCCAACACCCUUUCUUUCCUAGUGAGCCAAAUGGGAAGUGUUGGCACGGCUGUGAAGUAGCAAAUGUAUCACUGAGUGUUUGGAAAAGGCCUCCCAUCCUGAGUUAAUGGAGCCAUGGCCAAGCUUUCUGCCAUGCAGGUAGCAUGCAGUGAGGUUGAUGCUGCAGAGCAGGGGCAGGAUGGGCUAAGCCAGGUCAGAAUGGUCAACCAGGAGCUACACAAAUGCAGAGAGGUAACGAGAGAGCUCUGAAGUGUUCACUCCCCAGGUGCUGAGGGGGCUGCUGGCCUCUGGUAACAUUUUCCUCCUAAAAGUAGCAGCUGCUGAGAUGUUUCUGCACUGGUGCAAUAUGCCCUCCCUUCCCUCUUGAUUUUUUUUCCCUCUGCUAAAUCUGGGGAGGGGAGGUGGAAUGUGCAAAGGUCCCCUUGCAAACGGCUUGUGGGAAAGCCUCCACAUGGCAAAUGUCUGCGGAGGAGUGCCCCAUGAGACUCUUUCUUUCCUCCUGCUGAUAGCCCUGGACAGCACUGACAAAGGUGAAGGCUGCUUGCCUUUUUUCCCCAGCCUUUAAUCAUCAUCUCCCCACCAACCUGCUCACCCUCCCGUGAGGUGAGCCCACAGAGGUCCCGAUGCCAACAAGCCACCCAAAAGCCACCUGGCUUCGCCUGGUGGUGGGGAUCAUCACCGCCCGAGCGCCGGCAGCAUCGCGCAGCUCUGCAGCGUUUACUUCUCGCCUUGGCCUGUUGCCACCACCCUAACCUCGCUGCCAGAUCUGCCUUCCCUGCCCACAGCCUGGCACUGCCAGAGCCUCACUUUUCACACCGAAAGGCUCCUCGGUCCCGCUGCUGUCACCGCCUGCCAGACUGGGACCUUCAGCUCCGCCCAGCAGGCAGCGAUCCCUGGAGUCAAGAGUUUUGCUGCUGCUUUACUACUGCCUAUCUGCAGGGUGUAGGAUUCUGUUUUCUAAGACAAACUACAGGGAUUUUUAAGGUGAAAUUCUUCUUCUCCAAGGGUAAACCCAAAGCCUGCCUGACUCUUUGGGUUUUUUCUAUGCUUAGGUGGGCUGGGUCUAAGGGGCAGCCUUAGCUUUGCUGUGGCAUUUAACUCCAGUUCAAGGAGCAAAUGCUUUAGGAAAACGUUGCCAAAAUAUUCCUAAGUCAUAUUUUUUUUGUUAUUUCUUAUUUUUAUCUUCUUUUUUGGGGUGGGGGGUGGGGCUGUGUUUUAAGAAACAAAGCAAAAGAGCUCUUGCUAGUCCCAGCUUUAAGAUCAUUUUAAUCCCUCUCUUUUGAUAGCUUCUAAAGCCCCAUCAGAGGUUUGGGGUUGUCUUUUGUGAGCAGUUGGGGGGUUGGGUUUGUUGUUUGUUUUUUUCCUUUGGUACAGUUGCACUUUAAUUUAUACUUUCUAUGAGAAGCAAGGGAGAGAAUUACACCUUAAGCCUUUUGUACUAAUCGUUUUAGGUACUGAAGACAGAUCUGAGGUAUUUUUGCCAUCUACUGGCAGCUUAAAUGGACAUUUUCAGCUUGAAGUCAGCUUGGCUUCUUUAACCACACAGAAUUGCCUUACUUUUGUUACAGGGUUAUGCUUGGAUUUUUUUCACUGAUGUGACUUACACAGCUCAAAUUUCUUCCUUUUUUUCUU